Molecule: messenger RNA, 796 nt
Organism: Bufo bufo (common toad)
Lineage: Eukaryota; Metazoa; Chordata; Amphibia; Anura; Bufonidae
Product: 39S ribosomal protein L47, mitochondrial-like
Biological process (GO): mitochondrial translation
Cellular component (GO): mitochondrial large ribosomal subunit; mitochondrial ribosome
Molecular function (GO): structural constituent of ribosome
Source: RefSeq, a predicted model, not a curated record
CUCAUAGUUCUCCUCAGCAUGCAGGGUGCGACCUCCAGCUCUGUGUAAAUGCAUGUAUUUUCCUAUAGAGCAGCCAGUCUGAUACUCCUGUAUGUGUACAGCACUACAACUCCCAGCGUGCCCUGACAACCACCUCCACACCACAUGAUGUACUUGUGUGUAUUUCAGCAUCCUCAAUGGUUUGCCUAAAAGAACCAGUGGCAACUCUUCUGGGCCCAAGUGCUCAUCUUUCCACUCAUCUGUAGCUCGCAGGGGACUGGAGGAGUUCUUUGAUGACCCGAAAAACUGGGGAGAAAGGGCCGUCAAGACUGGUGACUUUUGGAUGAUUAACUAACUGAGAUGCAAAAGUAGUGAAGACUUACACAAACUUUGGUAUUCGUUAUUAAAAGAAAAAAACAUGCUAAUGACUUUAGAACAAGAAUCCAAGCAACAAAAAACAUCUAUGCCAAGUCCUGAGUGGUUCUACAAGGUAACCAUGUCUAUGGAGAAUCUUGAGGCGGUGGUUACAGAGAGGGAAGAGCUCUUACAGACGGGUCAGGAAAAAGCAAGACCAGGAGAAUGGAGAAAGGACUGCUUUGGGGAAACAUUGUGGUAUAAGUUCAAAGAAUGGCUUAUACCGUGGUACAUGAAAAGACAUUACAAGACAAAGAAGUUCUUUGCGUUGCCAUAUGUUGAUCAUUAUAUUAGGUUAAAGACAGUGAAGGAGCUUCGACCAGAGGCUAGACAGAGAAAUGCUGCGAAAGACAAGCAAAAUAAACUGGAGAAAAGGUUUCCACACAUUGCUAACAAAUCUUAA